Molecule: messenger RNA, 2880 nt
Organism: Engraulis encrasicolus (European anchovy)
Lineage: Eukaryota; Metazoa; Chordata; Actinopteri; Clupeiformes; Engraulidae
Gene: tbc1d2b
Product: TBC1 domain family, member 2B
Exons: 14
Coding region: 1-2880 (959 amino acids)
Source: RefSeq, a predicted model, not a curated record
AUGUUGCAGGAGCCUCCUCAAGGCCAGCGGAGAGGAAGACUAAUGUUGCAGGAGCCUCCUCAAGGCCAGCGGAGAGGAAGACUAAUGUUGCAGGAGCCUCCUCAAGGCUGCUGGAGAGGAAGACUAAUGUUGCAGGAGCCUCCUCAAGGCUGGCCAGCGGAGAGGAAGACUAAUGUUGCAGGAGCCUCCUCAAGGCUGCUGGAGAGGAAGACUAAUGUUGCAGGAGCCUCCUCAAGGCUGCUGGAGAGGAAGACUAAUGUUGCAGGAGCCUCCUCAAGGCUGCUGGCCCAACACAGUGGAUAUAAAUACGGCCGCCGGCAUCUCAUCCUGACUGUACUGUGUGUCUAUUCUCUCCCUCUCCUGCAGGCGCCCAAUAAGCAGGUGAUGCAGUACUGGCUGCAGCAGCUGCAGCAGAAGCGCUGGGACUUCUGCAACACGCGGGGGGCCGGCACCGUACGGGACAGCUGGAGCUCCCCCACCUCCCUCUACCCCCUCACCGGCCUGGUGGCCAAGGACGCAGGCCCGGUAGCAGGGGUGCUGUGUGAGAAGCCAACGGAGAGCAUGGAGAGCGUGCGGAACGACUUUGCCGUGGAGACGGAAACCAACGGGCUGGUGGGCAUCGGGUCGGCACGGCAACACACUGCGCCCCUCACCCCAGCACUCAGCUCACUCAAGAACUGGGGCUCCGAGAUCAGGAACUCCAUGUCCCACCUGCGGCAGCGCGGCGGUGAGAACAGGCGGAGCGUCUUCUACACGGCCUCCCAACAGCAGGCCACCGCCACCGGCGCCAGCAGCAUCGGCUCCUCCGGCAGCGCUGAGGACUGGGAGAUGCUGGACCACCCGACCCACCCAGCAGCCAAGGAGCACCACGGAGGCGGAGCCGGACCACCCAGCAGCACAGAGCCGUCGCGGAGGGACAGCCCCUCCUCGCACUUCCACAGACGUGAGGACCCCCAGCGCAGCUAUUCCAUCGGCUCGGCGUUCACGUUUGACUUCCGGAGCACGGGGGGUCGUAUGAAGCGUCCCUUCCUGCGGGACGGGCUGCUGGGCUCAGUGCGAGGCAGCUCCGGGUCCGGCCGCAGCGGCAGUGCCGACCUGUCGCCCUCACAGGUGGAGUGCAACGGCAGCAAGCAGAGCUCGGAGCUGCAGUUACGCCUCCAGAGCCAGCAGGAGGAGCUGUCCAGGAUGCAGGAGGAGCAGACGCGGCUCCGGGAGGAGCUCGCUGGCCAGAAGGAGCUGGUGCGCCUCCUGCAGCAGACGCUGCGCGGCUCUCAGUGCGGCCCCGGCCCGGGCCCGGCUCCGGUGGGACACAGGCCGCCGCCACCCCCACCCCUGCCACCAGGCGGCGCUCCAGAGGCUAAAGGAGGACCUGGAGCUGGAGGAGCAGGGGCAGAGCCAGGGCCUGGGCCAGGGGCAGGGCUGAGGGGGGAUGGUGCCGGAGACGCAUAUGCCCAGGCGGCGCAGGCCAAGGCGGAGGCGUGGCGGCAGGAGCGCGAGGGUCACAUCCAGGCCCUGUGCGGACACAUGGAGCGCCUGGGGCUGGAGAAGGAGAGCCUCCAGCAGGAGCUCAAGACGCUCAAGAACAAGGUGGGUGAGAUCAACGAGCAGCUGGGCAUGCUGAUGGAGACCAUCCAGGCUAAGGACGAGGUGAUCAUCAAGCUGUCCCAGUCAGGAGGUGACGACGCCGGGUCGCAGGGGGAGGCGGGCUCCCCUACUGGCUACCGGGACCAGCACGAACUCGGCAAUCUGAAGGACAGUCUGGAGGGCUACAAGUCCCAGAACAACUUCCUGAACAAGGAGAUCCUGGAGCUGACGGUGCUGCGCAGGAACGCAGAGAGCAGAGAGAAGGCCAUCGAGGCCAAGUACACGGCGCUGGAGGCCAAGCUGUGCCAGGUGGAGAGUAAGUACCUGGUGCUGCUCCAGGAGGUGAAGACUCCGGUGGGGGCCACGUCUGACGUCAUCACCCGGCUGCUGGAGGACGCCCUGGAGGUGGAGACCUGCAGUGACCAGCCCGAACACACCCUGCUCAAGCCACACACCGUCAGUGAGUACGACACGUACGGCUUCAAGACUCUGCCGGAGGAGGAGGACGAGGAGGAGAAGCUGGUGGCCAAGGUGCGGGCGCUGGACCUGAAGAAGCUGUCCCUCACCGACCAGGAGGUGUCCGUCAGCGUCAAGUGGGACAACUACCUGGCCGGCACCAUGAACCGCGAGAUGGCCCGCUCGCCCGAGCUCAAGGCCCUGAUCCGCAGCGGCGUGCCGCACGUCCACCGACCCAAGGUGUGGCGCUGGUGCGUGUGGCUGCACAUGCGCAAGUUCCGCGAGUGUCUGGCGGAGGACUACUACCGCGGGCUGCUGAGCCUGGCGCGCGAGAAGCAGAACCCCGCCUCCAAGCAGAUCGAGCUGGACCUGCUGCGCACGCUGCCCAACAACAAGCACUACGCCUCGCCCUCCUCCCACGGCAUACAGCAGCUGCGCAACGUGCUGCUCGCCUUCUCCUGGAGGAACCCCGACAUCGGCUACUGCCAGGGCCUUAACAGGUUGGCGGCUAUAGCCCUUCUGUACCUGGAGGAGGAGGAUGCCUUCUGGUGCCUCACGGCCAUAGUGGAGGUCUUCAUGCCCAGAGACUACUAUACCAAGACCCUGCUCGGAUCUCAGACAGCGACAGUACGAUGCCAACGCAGCUCAAGACCUGUCGACAAAACUGACUUCAAGAGUUCCAACAUGACCUGGGGUAAGCUGACGGGCGGCGCACGUGUGUGGUGCGGUCCCACCUCCACAGCAACGAUGGGGAGGAAUGUGGAGGUGCGUGCAGCGACCUGCGCUAGUGUGGUUGGAGUGCCAGUGAGCAAGUGUGUCUUCCUGCUCACUCACUUCUAG